Messenger RNA from Rhizophagus irregularis DAOM 181602=DAOM 197198, 2917 nucleotides. RefSeq lists its product as uncharacterized. Gene Ontology annotation, molecular function: protein binding. The record is from RefSeq and is a predicted model, not a curated record. NCBI's taxonomy places the organism in Eukaryota, Fungi, Glomeromycota, Glomeromycetes, Glomerales, Glomeraceae.
AAUCCUUUUUUUUUCAAUCUCUAUUCUUUUCGUUAUUCAUUUAUUUAUAUUAUUUAUUAUUAUUCUCGAUACAAUAUUAGCCUCUAGUUUGUUUUUAUCGGUCAUUCCUUUCUUUAUAAUAAUAUUUUCUCUUAAAAUACUCGAAAUAACGAUUAAUAUUUAUAUUGUCUCUUUUAUUGAAAUUGAAGAUUGAAGUAAAAAAUAAUUAUGGCGGCUGAAGAAGAAUUGAUUAAUAUAGCAAAGGAAAUGUUAAAUGAUGAUCCAAAAACCGUUCGGCUAUGCUCUAAAGGUAUGAAAGAGUUACCAGUGGAAUGCAUCAAUUUCAUUGCAAAAGAUUAUAAGCUUGAAAGAUUUGGACUUGAACAAAAUCAAUUAACUACACUUCCAAUGGAAAUUUGUAAAUUAACACAUUUAAGUUACUUGAACAUAUCUUCUAAUGCAUUCAAGGAAUUUCCUGAGGCGUUAUGUUCAAUGAACAAUUUAGAAAUAUUAGAUAUAAGUAGAAAUAAAAUUCGUAAGAUGCCAGAUGAUUUUGGUACAUUAAUCUCGUUAAAGGGAUUAAAAAUAUCGAAAAAUAAAAUAGAACAAAUACCAUUAUAUAUAGCAGAAAUGAAAGAUUUGCAAUAUUUAAAAUUGGAUGGUAAUCAAAAACUUCGUUUUCCACCUAAGUCUGUUUGUAAUAUGCCAAAGGCAGGAGAAGGAGAAGAAAAAGUAGUUAUGUUAUCUUGGUUGGAGAAUUUAAAAGAAUAUUUAAGAAAACAUUCAAAUAAUUUUUCAUUUAAUAGAGAAGUUGAGAUGGAGGAGAGUGAUCAUUCAAGCGGAGAAGAAGAUCCUGCUUUACAUAAUAAUAAAAUGUUAAAAAAGUCAGUGUCGUCAGAAAGUAUGAGUUAUUUGAUGAGCACAAGAAUGAAUGCAGGAGGCAACUUAGAUAGUUCAAAUUCAUCAUUAAAAACCAUAUCGGAGGAUGAAAAUUUAUCAAAUAAGAAAUCGCAUGAAAGAAAAAGGCCUACACCAAAAUUAAGUAUAGAUUUACCAUCCAUGAGAAGAGACCGAAGUUAUUCGAACGAUUUUGAUUCAACUAUACUAAAUAAUGUUCAAAAGAAUUUAACAAGACAUUCAAAAAGUUUUUCAACGGAUUCAAUAAGUUCAUCAUCAACAAAUGGUAAUAAUGGAAAUAAUUUAUCUCAAUAUCAACAAUAUCACGGAGGAUAUUAUAACCAUUAUCAUAAUAAUCAAAAUUACUAUAUUUUGGAAGAAAGGGAAAGUGAAAAUUAUUUUUUAAAAUUAAAAAAUAUGUCACCUUCAGAACAUUUACCGAUGAGUGAUACAUCAUUAAGAGAAGCAUCAAGAAACAUACUUUAUGCAUUUUCACAAAUACAUAAAGCACUAAGACAAUUUGCAAAUUUUACAGGAAAUGAAAAAAUAUUUUAUAAUGAAUUAAAUAAGGCUACAACGACAAUUGGACAAUUAAGCAAUACAUUAAGUAGAUUUGAUAUGGUGGCAUUACAAUCUGCACCUGAAUCUGAAUUAUGCGGGAAAUUAUUAAAUUCUUGUCAAGAAAAUAUAUUAUGUUUUAAACAAUUAAUUGAUUUAUUAAAUAAAAGAUUGAAAGGAAUAAUAGCUCAAUCAACUGAUAAUAUGAGGUAUAGCAGGACAUUAUUAAUAAUGUUAAAUGGUAGUAUAGCCGACAUUAAAUUUGCAUGGGAAAAUAUACAUCCUUUAUUAAAUGAUUAUACUCCUUAUACUGGUAUGUCGACACCAUUUCGUAGUAGAUCAAUGUCAAGAUCAAAUAGUACUGGUGGCAAUAAUGUUAUGAUUUCCGCAAGCGCAAAUAGUAGUAGUAGCAAUUUAGGUGGUAACGGAGGUGGAUUGGCAACUCCACUUUAUUCAGCUGGUUUAAAUUCAAAUGGUUCUAUAUCACCAUAUAGUUUAAAUACACCAAGUACAGGUGGUUUACCUUCAUCUCCCUAUUCACCUUAUCCUUCUUCAAAUAAUAGUGAGAAUAGUACAAAUGAUUUAGUAUCUAAUGGUGGAAGCGGAAUGGAGAGAACUUUAAGUAAUAGUCCUUUACCUGAUAUAAGAUUUUCUGUAAAUGUAUUUGAUCAAUUAAUCUCAAAAGUUGAUGUUUCUAUCAAAAAUGUUGAAAAUGUUGUAAAAAAUUUAUCUGAAAAUUUAGAUAAAAUUAUGAAUUCAACAAAUUCUGAUUCUUUAGGAGGAGGAAAUAAUGGUAUUGGUGGUGAUGAUGAAUCUUCUUUACCUUCUUUAAGUAAAAUUAGAGAAUUAAAGAAUUUAGUGAAAAAUACUAUAGAUGUUACAAAAAAGUUAAAGAAAAGUUUAUUAAUUCCUAAAUUAAAUGCAAAUAAAAAAGAAGAUUUAAGUGUACAACUUAGAGUUCAUGGUGAUUCAAUUGUCUUCUUACAGACAACAGUAAAAAUGUCAAGUUUAGCUAAAGAAGUUUCAUUAGAAUUUCCUUUACCUAAUAAAGUGAUGUCAGGUUUAGGUCAUGUAACAAAAACAAAUAUUGAUUUAACGAAUUUUCUUAGAGUAAUAGAAAAUAACCCAACAAAUAUUUCCUCACCUUCACAAUCUUCUUCAUUUAUAUCUAAUGCUCCUAUAUUUAGUUCUCCAAAUCAGUCUCCUCCUCAUACCACUAAUCAUAGUAAAAAUAAUAGUAUUAAUGAAAUUGAUGAUGAUGUUAAACCUUUUAUGAUUGUUACUGAUGAUAAUGGUGGUGGUAAAGAAAUCGUUAUUGAUAAUAAUGAUUCAGCUUUAGAAAUUGAAGUUACUAAAGCUUAUAAUGAUAAUGAAAUUAAGGAUUCUAAUAUUAAUAAAUUUGAACAAUAAUUUUAAGAGAAAUGGGGAAAUAUUUUUUAAGAAUUCUAAUAACAUUUAUAUGUUAUGUAAAAAAAAAAAAAAA